Strongylus vulgaris is the source of this 948-nucleotide messenger RNA. NCBI's taxonomy places the organism in Eukaryota, Metazoa, Nematoda, Chromadorea, Rhabditida, Strongylidae. The record is from the annotation of a GenBank genome assembly.
AUGUACGCUUUCGCAUUGCUUUCUCCAACCCCGAAAUAUUUCAGACCAUCUCAAGGAUGGAGCGUCAAAAUAGUCCCUGUACAGAAGGUGAAAAGUUGGCCUGAAGGCGUAGAAACUCUGCCAAAAGUGGCCGUUGAUGGAAGUGCGGUUCGUCAUGAGGAAAACCAAAAUUCAGGUACUGGGUCGGUGAUACGGACAUUUUCGAUGGGGCCAUCCAAGAUCAAUAUGAAAGUUCCCAGCAACGUUGACUUUCUUGAGCCAAAAGUUAUAGAGUUCGCUCGAGGCAUUGGCAAAGUAACAAAGACAUCGGCAGAAGAUCGUUUUCGGGGAACUUCUUACCUGCGAACGUUUGUUUCACCUACGCGAACAACUCAAGGGCCGCUACGCAUAACUGGACCACUGCCAUCCUUUUUAGCUCGACGUCAAAAGUUUGGCUCCGUUGGAAAUCCAGCACCGGCUCCCACAGCUGCCAUCAUUUCUCCUGAGCCAUCAUCCUCCUUUUUAAACCGCCCAUCACCAGUAAACCCAUCACUAAAACCUCAACCAGCCAAGCCUGCUCCUCAGUGUGGCAUAGCUCCUGAAUACAAACCUUGUGUUUCCUCGGAACAGGCUAGCCAUGCAUUAUUGGAUUGUUGUCGUAAGAAGAACUUACCGCCAGGAUGCUUGUCAUUAUGCCGAUACGACAUUACCCAGGCUGAGGUAGCGUUGCACCCUAUUUGGAAUGUGCCUCUCAAGGAAAAGACAACACUGAAUGCUGUAGACACAAAAGAGUUGCAGCAAAAACGUGAGCGCUCUUACUCAGUACAAUCACAUUUCAGUGGACCUCAAUGCGAACAAUUCUGUCGACCUUCGAAAGGACUUAGUGCAUUAGGUCUUCAACAUAUCGUAUGUGCCAAUGCGAUCGGGGAUAUGCUCCAUUGCCAUCACUCAGGAAUCAGGCUACACUAG